This is a messenger RNA of Ochotona princeps (American pika), 3058 nucleotides long. RefSeq names its product niban apoptosis regulator 2 (gene NIBAN2). The record is from RefSeq and is a predicted model, not a curated record. Bases 146 to 2383 code for a protein of 745 amino acids. The transcript has 14 exons. NCBI's taxonomy places the organism in Eukaryota, Metazoa, Chordata, Mammalia, Lagomorpha, Ochotonidae.
GCCUCGGCCCCAAGCCGAGCCGAGGCCGCAGCCGGGGCGGCGGGAGCGGCGGGCGCGCGGUGGCCGGGCUCAAUGGCGCCGGCGGUGGCCGCCUGAUUGGUGCGCAGCGGCGGGCGGCCGGAGCGGGCCGCGGCUCUUCGUCGCCAUGGGGGACGUGGUGUCCACGCACCUGGACGACGCCCGGCGUCAGCAGAUCGCAGAGAGGACUGGGAAGGUGGUGAGCGAGUUCCUCCGCUUCUAUGAGGACCAGUAUGGUGUGGCGCUCUUCAACAGCAUGCGCCACGAGAUUGAAGGCACGGGCCCACCGCAGGCCCAGCUACUCUGGCGCAAGGUGCCACUGGAAGAGCGGGUCAUCUUCUCCGGGAACCUCUUCCAGUACCAGGAGGACAGCAAGAAAUGGCGGAACCGCUUCAGCCUUGUGCCCCACAACUAUGGGCUGGUGUUGUAUGAGAACAAAGUGGCCUAUGAACGGCAGGUACCACCCCGAGCCAUCAUCAACAGCGCUGGCUACAAAAUCCUCACCUCCAUGGACCAGUACCUGGAGCUUGUGGGCAAUUCCUUACCAGGGAUCACGUCCAAAUCUGGCACCGCCCCCAUUCUGAAGUGCCCCACCCAGUUCCCGCUAAUUCUCUGGCACCCUUAUGCCCGUCACUACUACUUCUGCAUGAUGACGGAAGCUGAGCAAGACAAGUGGCAGGCCGUGCUGCAGGAUUGCGUGCGCCAUUGCAACAACGGCAUCCCUGAGGACUCCAAGGUGGAGGGCCCAGCAUUCACAGACGCCAUCCGUAUGUACCGCCAGUCGAAGGAGCUGUACGGCACCUGGGAGCUGCUGUGUGGGAAUGAGGUGCAGAUCCUGAGCAACCUGGUACUGGAGGAGCUGGGUCCUGAGCUGAAGGCGGAGCUCGCCCCACGGCUGAAGGGGAAACCGCAGGAGCGGCAGCGGCAAUGGAUUCAGAUCUCGGAUGCCGUGUACCGCAUGGUGUACGAGCAGGCCAAGGCAAGCUUUGAGGUUGUGCUGGCCAAGCUGCAGCAGGCCCGACCGGCCAUGGAGGCUGUCAUCCGCACUGACAUGGACCAGGUCAUCACCUCCAAGGAGCACUUGGCCAGCAAGAUCCGAGCCUUCAUUCUCCCCAAGGCGGAGGUGUGUGUGCGGAAUCACGUCCAGCCCUACAUCCCAUCCAUCCUGGAGGCUCUUAUGGUGCCCACCAGCCAGGGCUUCACCGAGGUGCGCGACGUCUUCUUCAAGGAGGUCACAGACAUGAACCUGAACGUCAUCAAUGAGGGUGGUAUCGACAAAUUGGGCGAGUACAUGGAGAAGCUGUCGCAGCUGGCCUACCACCCCCUGAAGAUGCACAGCUGCUAUGAGAAGAUGGAGCCGCUGCGGCUGGACGGGCUGCAGCAGCGCUUCGACGUGUCCAGCACAGCUGUGUUCAAGCAGCGAGCGCAGAUCCACAUGCGGGAGCAAAUGGACAACGCUGUGUACACCUUCGAGACCCUCCUGCACCAGGAGCUGGGCAAGGGGCCCACCAAGGAGGAGCUCUGCAAGGCCAUCCAGCGCAUCCUGGAGCGCGUGCUCAAGAAAUAUGACUAUGACAGCAGCACAGUGCGCAAAAAGUUCUUCCGCGAGGCCCUGCUGCAGAUUGCCAUCCCCUUCCUGCUGAAGAAGCUGGCACCCACCUGCAAGUCGGAACUGCCACGGUUCCAGGAGCUGAUCUUUGAGGACUUCGCCCGUUUCAUCCUGGUGGAAAAUACAUAUGAGGAGGUGGUGCUGCAGACGGUCUUGAAGGACAUCCUGCAGGCCGUGAAGGAGGCCGCGGUGCAGAGGAAACACAACCUGUACCGGGAUAGCAUGGUCAUGCACAACAGCGACCCCAACCUGCACCUGCUGGCUGAGGGCGCGCCCAUCGACUGGGGCGAGGAGUACGGCGAUGGUGGCGGCAGCCCUGGAGCCGAUGGCAUCCCAGAAUCAGCCACACUCUCGGAGAAGCGGCGGCGUGCCAAGCAGGUGGUCUCCGUGGUCCAAGAUGAGGAGGCGGGGUUGCCCUUCGAGGCUGGCUCUGAGCCAGUGACCCCUGUGUCCCCGGACAGUGUCACUGAGCUCCGUGGCCUGUUGGCCCGGGAUUUGCAGGCUGAAAGUCCCCCACCAGCCAGCCCCCUGCCCAACGGGGCCCCUGCCCAGGAGAGCCCUCAACCCACAGUGGCCCCCGAGGCCUCCUCCCCACCCCCCUCACCCCCUGACCAUCUGCCAACUGGGAAGGCUGUGGACUCUGAUCCCCCCAAGCCCAGCGACCAGGAGACGGGUGAGCAGGUGGCCAGUCCUGGCAGCUGCCCCCCUAUCCACACCACCACGGAAGACAGUACCGUGGUGCAGACUGAGUUCUAAGUUGAUGACCCCCAAAACUUCUGUUGGACAUAACCUCGGGGCGGCAUGGGGGGCGCCCUCUGCAAGGCACUGGCAGCUCGGGGGAGGGGAGCCCCACUCUGUGCCUUGUGGGUGAGGCAGGGCGGGGCACCCACAGCCCCUCUCAAGGGUGCAGCCCCCUUUCUCUGCUCCACUCGCUCUUUGGGAUGAUCUUGGAUGCAGGGUCUGGGUUUUGGGUUUUCCUCCUUGUGCUGGGAGCCGAGGACACCUCUUUUUACUCCACGGCUCCUCCCUCACGGGUCUUACCAUCCUUCCUGGAGGAGGCAGAUAGAAGCAUCUGGAAGUCUGUGCAGUUGGCAGGCAGGAGGUAGAGGACGGGCCAUGGCACACCACCCCUCCCUCCCCUGCUGUAUCAACUGUCCCAGCUGGGCCAGGGUCAGAUUCAGGGUUGAAGAGGGCUCGGCCAGGGUCUGGGUCCCUGGGUGCCUCACAGAGGGAGUGCAGCAGUGGGGUGGGGGGAGGGCUGAGCUGAGCUGAGGCUGGCUGGGCAUGUGCUGGUCUGUGGCAGGAAGUGUCCUGAUGGCCUCUGGGUGGAUGUCGGAGCAUGAGUGAGCCCGAGGGGGAUCUAGAGUAGCAGCCUCGCACACGCCCCUCCAUCUCUCCCUGCCCAGCCUGGCCCUUCCCCACUCUGUUCCU